AUGGAAACAAGUCAAUCUUUUUCAAGUCUGGAGGUACCCACUAUCGGCAGUGCUCCUCAAGUUCUCUCCACAAUCACUGCUUCCACUGCUUACUCUCCACCAAAACAACCUAAUGAAGGUCUGAGCACUAUGUUUGAGACUGGUGGCUCAUCAUCAAUUCUAGAAUAUUCUCCCGCCAGACCUUCAUUAGAUGAAGCUUCUAUAAGGCUGGUAAAACACCUGGCCCAACACAAUCCAACCUCCUCUUAUAGCAAAGGAAUAUUAUUUAUAGAGGAGUGUGCAGGUGAUGACAAAUCUUCCACUUCUGAUCUUCGUGAAGAAAUCGAGGAUGAGGAGAAAACAAAACAGAUUAAAGAUCUACAGACGAAUCUUGGUUUAGUAACAGCUAGUUACUUCAACUUAAAGAACGUUGAGUAUGACGCUUUUGGUGAAAAAGUCAAGGCUCUUUUUCAACAGCCACAUGGAGUCGAUGAUCCUCCCACAACCCCCACACAGUCUGUCUCUGAAGACUUUCCAGUCGAUCCACCUGCUCGAAGAACAACCACUACUGUCAAUAGAUUUGGAAAGGAGCCAGAGGGAAGCAGAGCUAGAAUAACAAUCAAACAGGGCAAGAGAACCAUAACAACCAACAAACGUGAUGGUUUACUAUUCAUGAAAAAUUGA
Messenger RNA from Lactuca saligna, 663 nucleotides. Lineage: Eukaryota; Viridiplantae; Streptophyta; Magnoliopsida; Asterales; Asteraceae. The record is from the annotation of a GenBank genome assembly.